AUGUUGAAUUCAAUAUCUAAUGAUCUUGGAAAUUCAAAAAACAAUGAAGUAAAUGAUAUCUACAAGUUUCCACGAAAUAUCAAACAAACAUCAAUGUCUAAUUCUGUUUCCAGAUCUCUUUCAAAUAUAACUUCAGACAUGUUAACUUCUUUGAAUUUAAAUAGUACCAUAAAUGACGCAUUUGAUGACUCCCAAAAAUUAUUAAGAACACUUGGGAUAAUAAUACAGGAAGAAACUAUGAUCAUAGAUGAUUUAGUACUCAAUAUUUCAAUUGAAAAACUCUAUAAGACAAUGGAUAAGACCAUUAAUGAUGAUUAUGUAAGCUCAGAUGUAAACUUCAUAACUUCUGAUGGAGAUCCAGAUAAGGAUGAUCUAGGUGAAAACAUGCAUGACUCUGUAAAUUACCACGAUAAUAAUAAAACUGAUUUAAACCCAGAUAAAAUUGAUAAUGGAUUGGACUUAUGUAGCUUGUAA
Macrosiphum euphorbiae (potato aphid) is the source of this 474-nucleotide messenger RNA. Lineage: Eukaryota; Metazoa; Arthropoda; Insecta; Hemiptera; Aphididae. The record is from the annotation of a GenBank genome assembly.